AUGCCAACAACACACAACCUCGCCUUCACAGCCCCCAUCAACCCCCCGGGCACUACCACCACCCUUACCACAUCCCAAAUUUGGACCGGCCUCCUCCUAAAAUGCCGCUCAGCCGAAACCUUCGUCCCAGCCGCAAUCCAAGCCACCACCGUGCUGAGCGACACCAUCGAUCCCGUGACAGGCAACCCAGUGGUCGUCCGCGAAGUCCUGUUCCGCGAGUCGCAGAAGUUGGUGAAGGAGGUUGUUACGGCGUUUGAGCCUUGUCGGGUGGAGUUUGAACAGCCGGAUGGGAGUCGUGUUAGUAAUGUUGUUAGUGAGGGGGCGGAAGGGGAGCUGUAUUUGACUUAUAUUUUUGAGUGGAGACAUCCGGAACUGGAUGCAGAUGGGGAGGAGAGUUUGGAGGUGUUGAAGAGGGAAAAGAGGAUGAGUAAAAUGGCUGUUGAGGGGACUAUUGCGGUUUUGAGGAGGUUGGUUGAGGAGGGGAAGAUUUGA
This is a messenger RNA of Penicillium subrubescens, 492 nucleotides long. Its product is annotated as SRPBCC family protein. The transcript has a single exon. NCBI's taxonomy places the organism in Eukaryota, Fungi, Ascomycota, Eurotiomycetes, Eurotiales, Aspergillaceae. Bases 1 to 492 code for a protein of 163 amino acids. The record is from RefSeq and is a predicted model, not a curated record.